UGGGGGGAGGGACAUGCCGAGGCAGCGCGCCCAGCCAUGGGACAGCAGGUCGCCGCCGUCCUGAACCAGGCGGCGGAGGAGACCGAGGAUGCGCGCAUCGACUUCUCCCGCGAGGACCUCGACAAGCUGCCCGAGUUGCCCUCCUACGGCCGCAGGGGCCCCCAGCCCAAGUCGGGAGCGCGGUCCAGGCGGCGGCCCGAUGUUCCCGCGAGCGCCGCCGACGCCGAGAACGUAUGGGGCGACAUCGACACCACCAAGGUGGAUGUGGGCCGCCUCGCACCGCGGAUCCUGGAGGCUCAGAGGCACAUACCGGUCAAAGAGGCGCGCGUGAUGCACUCGCUGCGGAAUGCGCACGACUGUUAUGUCCGCGUGCUGGUCUGGGACCCGUUCCGGGACCUCCUGAUCUCCGGAGGCGGCGAUGGUUGGAUCCGGAUAUGGAACACGCAGACGUUCGCGUUCGAACAGGAGCUGGACGCGCAGCUGAGCGUGCGCUCCGUGCUGGUCCUGACAGGGGAGCUGGCCAGCGGCCACAGCAACGGCGAGGUGAUGCUGUGGGACAUGGAGGGCCCUGGGCGCCCCAAGAUCGAGACGCUCCGGGCCCACCGCGAAGCGGUGUACGCCCUGGCCAUGCUGCGGUCCGGGGAGCUGGUCACCGGCGCCGAGGACAUCCGGGUGUUCGCGCGCGACGGGCGGGGCCGCUUCGGCCUGGUCUGCACGGUCGCCGAGGAGGUGCUCUGCAUGUGCACCGUGCCAGGCGGCGUCGGAGGCACUCAGAUCAUCACGGGCAACAUGAACGGGCUGAUGACGGUCUGGGACACCGUCGGCGACUGGGAGGUGGCGGCCCACUGCAGGGGCCACUCGCGCUCGAUCUGGGCGAUCUGCUACGUGCGGGACGCGAAGAUGUGCGCGAGCGGAAGCGCGGACCACACGCUCCGCAUCUGGAAUCCGCAGAACUGGCAGUGCGUCAACAUUCUCAGGGACCACACAGGCUGGGUCGUGGGCCUGUCCUCCGGGCCCGGCUGGUUGCUAUCCUGCAGCAUCGACCAGACGGUGCGGGCGUGGGACGUCAGGACAUGGACGUGCGCGCGUGCCUUCGACGACCAGCGGUACGAAGUGUAUUGCGUCUGCGCUUUCGCGGGCGGGCGAUUUGCCACCGGGGAGGGGGCGCCGAGAUGUCCAUAGUGGUCUACGGCGCCAACGAGGCCAGCGACGGGCCAGUCUGGACCGGCGGCGUGGGCGAGCAGGACCAGGUCUGGAACCAGCAGGACAAGAGCGACCGCCAGCGGCGCCAAGAUCUCAUCGCGCAGAGCAGCCUGGACAUGACCAUGUCCGGCAUGCGCGACAUGAUCGACCAGCAGUUCCAUGGAGGGGCGCCCCCGUCAGGCGGCCAGCCCAGGUCCGCGCCGGCGGCGGCGCAGCCCCAAGGCGGGAGCCGCGGCCGCCCCGCGGCCGACCGGUCGGUGUCACCGAUGGCGUCCCGCAAGGCCCCGGCGGGCAUGCCCGCCACGCCGCCGCGCUCGAAGUCGCCAGGCGGCGUCCUGGGCGGUAUCGGUGAGGCGCUGGGCAGCGUGGCGCGCGCGCUGUCGCCGCGCAGGCAGGGCCCGGAGGAGGUCGACCUGGACUUCGACACGGCCAAGGCAGUGCCUCGCACUUCCGCGGCCGCAGCGGCGGCCGCGCGCUCCCCCGCGGAGGCGUCAGCACAAGGCACCGCCGGCUUCGGGGGGGGCGACUCCCCCGCGCCGCAGCAGCAGUUCUCGCCGCCGCCGAGGCCGCCAGCCCCGGCGUUCGCGGCCGGCGGGCGUGCGCAGGUGUUCAGUGCGACGCUGAAUACGUGGCUGCUGGCGCGCGUCACGAAGGUCGACGGCUGCAUGGUCACGGUGGUGUACAACUUCCCCGACGGCGGAGAGGCCACCAAGGCACUGCCGUCGGACCACCAACACAUCAGACCAGCCGAGGAGGGUGCUCCUCUGGAAUCGCCCCCGCCUGGCGCUAUGGCCUUCGGCCACCAGAAGACGGUGAAGUCGAAGGCCACCUACGUCACGGGAGGCGAGGCGGAGGUUUACAGCUCCACUCAGGGCUGGGAGUCCAGCGCAGAGCGGGCGCGGCUUCUUCGUGAGGCUCAGGCGCUUCGUGGCCCUCCAGCUCUGCGAGUUGGCGGUGCCUCGUCUUCGGGCUGCCGUGGUGCCGUGCUAACGGGGCCGAAGAUCGAUAUGGGCAGCCAUCAGUGCAGGAUCGCUGGGUCCGGGCGAAGACCACCAAGGUCGAGAACGGCCAGGUGACUGUCAUCUACAAGUUCCCAGACGGGGGCGAAGGGAC
Messenger RNA from Prorocentrum cordatum, 2316 nucleotides. NCBI's taxonomy places the organism in Eukaryota, Dinophyceae, Prorocentrales, Prorocentraceae. The record is from the annotation of a GenBank genome assembly.